AUGGAGCUUUCAGAGGGCACAAGGAAACGAACCCGUUCAAGCGGUGGCGGAAGCUCGGCCGAUGGCCCAGACCGGCUGAGCGCUCUGCCGGACUGCCUCCUCCACAUCAUCAUGUCCUCCCUCAAGGCCCGACAGGCGGUGCAGACGUGUGUGCUUUCCACACGCUGGAGGCACCUGUGGCGCUCCGUGCCCUGUCUCGACGUCGACAUCGUUGAGUUCAGGACCAAGGCGGCGGCGCCUGCCUGCAGCAGCGGCGGCAGCAACACCAGCUCCGACUCUGAUGAUGAUGACAGCACCAACUCCGACUCGGACAACAACCAGGACAAGGGCGAAGGGUGGGACAAAUUCGAGGAUUUUGCCGUCAACCUCAUGCUCCGCUGUAAUAUCGCACUGUUGGAUUCAUUCCGGCUGGACAUUGAUAGGGGCAGGAGACCUCAGUCCUAUGGUUGCUCUGGCGGUGCAAGACAAGGCUGGGAAUACAGUGGCCGACAAGCAGCAGCAUGGAUCCGACGAUACUGCAACCCGCUGGCUAUCUCGGCCCCCAUGGUUGCCUAUCUACGCCUAGAUGUGGAUGCUGGCUGCUUCCAUAGAGGUAUUUUGGUAAACAAGACGAUGCCAUUCCUUGACAGGGCUUCGAUUCAUUUACGCCGACACAUAUACAGUUUAUCCAAAAGCAUAUCUGGAAGUAAACUUGGCGGGGAUCAAUCCAAGCUUGUUUGUAGUCUGUCUAACGUGACAAGUUUGGAGUUAUCAGGUGUUGGGACGACGGUGCUCGGUGAGGAACCCGCAUUCCAAGAAUUCCAGAAACUGAGGAACUUGCUGCUGGGCGACUCUGAUCUCAGUGAUGACUUCCGCAUAUUGCGAUUCUUUCAUCGGGGUUCGCCUAAUCUAGAGAAGAUCACUUUGCGGCACUGCAAGUUCCCAGGUGAUUCUGACGACAAGGAAGGAACACCCAAACUGGAGAAGACCUCAUCUUCUAGUUGCUGCUGGGGCCUGGACUUCCUACGUGAUGAGAACGUCAAGCUUGAAAUCAUACAUAAAGAUGACGAGGCCUGCCGAUCUGCUGACGAUCUAGAAAAUCUCAAAGGUACCACUGAUCCUGUUCCCGACGCCGCUGCUGCUGAAGAUCCGGUGCCUCAUUCAACUGGGGUAGGGCCUCGUCGGGGAACUCGGCACAGGAUGACUAGUGUGCGCAUCUCGGGACCGGAAUGGGAACGGCCUGUGUAA
Messenger RNA from Miscanthus lutarioriparius, 1227 nucleotides. The record is from the annotation of a GenBank genome assembly. NCBI's taxonomy places the organism in Eukaryota, Viridiplantae, Streptophyta, Magnoliopsida, Poales, Poaceae.